ACACUUGGUCAUAACCACAAUCUCUCACUUGGAUGUUUAAAGGCGGUGGUUCCUCUCUGCAGAUUUACUUGGAAAGUUAGAGAUGACCAAUUGGAGAAUUCUGAUACUAGUUGCCUUGAGCCAGGCCCUUCUGGCGCUGACUCAAACUUCAGUUGAUGUUAAAGAUAUCGAAAUCAGCAAAUGUCGAAUCAUGGGGAUUUUCCACGUCAGCUUGCAAGGUGAUUACAAUCUAUCACUAGUUCAAGCACAUUAUACCUGUAACCAACUUGGCUCACUGUUGGCAACAAAGGCACAGGUCGAAAAUGCACAUGAGCUAGGCUUCGAAAUGUGCAGGUUUGGUUGGGUGGAUGAUGGUUUUCUUGUUAUCCCAAGAAUCAGUUCAAAGGAGCAAUGUGGAAAAAAUGCAACAGGCGUGUUGAUUUGGAAGGUUGAUCCUGACAAACUGUACGAUGCUUACUGCUUCCAGAAGAAUGAUGCCCAGAAGAUGAAUACUUGUGAGCCAUUAACUGAACACCCAACUAUGUUCACGAAUCCAACAGAAACAUCAUUAACGGAUCUGGAUCACGCAAACUCAAACAAUGAAUUCAGCUUUGAAUUUACUACCCCAUCAGACAACAGAACUUUAGUACCUCGGAAAACAAAUUCCUUUCUGUCAACCUCAACUGAUUCAACCCUCCAUUCAGCCUCCUCCUCAGAAUCGCAUAGUACUGCAGAGGAAAGUUCCAAACUUUCCAGCAGUUUGAUUAUGCACUUGGCAUUGAGCCUGGCGGCAUUCAUUUUGUUUGUGAUCUUCGUGGCUACUUUGGUCUGUUGUCUCAGAAAACGCAAGAAGCGUUUUUCGUAUUUACCCGGACAGCCAAAAGAAGCCAUUGAAGCUGAAGUAUGGAGCAAUAACCUGACAGAAAACAACUCACCAUGAGAAGACACAGAAAGAGAAUCCAAUUAACAAACUUUGCAUCUUUCAAUAGCAAACAAGCAAACUAAUUCAAUAAACAUUAAGGAUAUGGAAGUGGGAUUAGAAUUAGUUUUAAAUAGAAUUACACUGAUUGUAAAGGGAAAAUAUGUAACAAAAAUUGAACGUAAAGCACAGAAAUUGGUCAUUCAGUUCAACUAAUCAAAGUUGGUAUUUUUGCUCCAUUUAAACUUUCUAGUAACCUUGUUUGAUUUUCUGGCUUUGAUGUCAGUAUUAAUACAUAUGUGCACAGACUCAGUGUCCUAAAAUCUCACUGCUUGAAAGGUAAAUAAUGAGAGAAAAGUAAACUGUUUCGCCAAAGUAUCUCAUUCAACAUUUAAUUAAGCAGAACCCAUCACAACUAAUCCUCGACAUUGGGGUCAAUGCUAUAACUAAAUGAAUCUUAUUGUCUGUUUUGAUCAUUCAGCUGCAGUUCUUACUUUGGGCAAUAGUGUAAAGAUUACAAGAUACAUCUAGCUUUGUCUCUCUCAGCAGAUUACAAGGUAAUGAGUAGGGGAGUAGGGGAGGUUGGGGAAGACUGAAGGAAGUGUGGGGUAGGCUUAGGUAGAGAGUAGAAGAAUUAAGGAUGAGUAAAAUAGUUGGGGCUAGAAAGAAUUGGGGGAAAGAUUCAGGGCAUAAAGGAGAAAUAUUAAGUCAUAAUGUUAAAGCUAAAUGGACCAACUGGUCCUUUCCUACAUACAAUUUUUUGUUCCAUUUGGAUGCAACAUUGUCUUACGAAUGUGUCAAAUUUCUUCUGGAAGAGAUGAAAAAAAAUUCACGACCGACAGUAGGUCAUUAGCAUCUCACAGUGCCCUCACUCUGCCAUUACUUCAUUCAUAUCCAUCGCGCAUGCACUGAUAACCUAUGGCAUGGCUUGCAGCAGAACACCUCCAGGUCUAUAAUCUGAUGUAUUAUUUCAAAAUGUCAUGGAUUACCUUUACCUGUCCAUUUUUCCUCACAUUGUUGCUGGGUUCACUGUGCUGGUGAAGUAGAGCUACCAAAUCCACAUCCUCUUGAUUGGGGCAAGAGCAAUUUUAGCUUAGAUGGAGACCUCUGAGAAAAUCCUGUCUCUGUCUAGCAUUAAUGUGGGCAGCAAGAUCCUAUUUAAAGAGUGAAAAUAACAUGCAAAACGUGGGGUGGCAACCAAUGAAAAAUAAUUACAAUGAAAGUGUUAUGAGAACCAUUGGACCAAGGCAUGAAGAUAUAACUCGGUACCGAUAAGUAUACUUUAGUUUUAUUUGCUUGUAUUUUUAAUAUUUUCAUGUCCUCAGUGGGAGAAGGCAUAAUUAUAAAAACAAGUUUAUAUAGAAAAUUUUCAUUGCAAUCUUGGAAAUUUAUGUUUUAAAAAGUUGAUGAAGAUGUGCAUGUAAUAUAUUAACGCUCUGAACAUAGUCUAGCUUUGAUGAAAUCCUGCCAUCAAUCCACAUGUAAGCUGAAAAACUGUUACAAAAUUUUUAACAGACCAAUAGCCAUACUUGAAUAAUCAGCAAACUAUUUUAGAGAUUUACAAGGGUUUUAUUUAUUCUACAUCUACAAGUUAGAACAAAUGCCAGUUUCCACCUUUCCCUCUGAAACCUUUCCCCCACAUAGAUGCGGAAGUAUUUUCUAUUAUAAUGGCAAUGGAACACUACUGGAUCCACCUUCAGUUAUGAAUACGCUAACAUUAACAGAGUGCCCUUACUGAAAAAUAACACAGGAUCAUAAGGUCAUAAGAUACUGGAGCUCUACCAUUCAAUCAUAGCUGAUGCGUUUCUCAACCCUAUUCUCCUCUCUUCUCUCUAUAAUCCUUGAUUCCAUUACUAAUCAAGAAGCAUAAUUUAAUCCAUAUAUGCAUUUAUGUAAUUUCUGAAGCUUUUCCUCUAUUCCUUGUGUUUCCUCUGGGGGUUGUAAGAAUAUUUCCCUUUCAAACAGGUUACCCUGAAGGACUGAAAAUAGAAACUGCUGGAGAAACUCAGCAGGUCUGGCAGCAUCUGUGGAGAAAGAAACAGAGUUCAUCAGAAUUAAUGUUUCAUGUCCAGCGACGUUUCUUCAGAGCUGAAAAUUGUUGGGAAAUGAUUACAUUUAUACUGUUUUCAGGGUGGGGUGGAGAAGAUGAGUAAGUCGAAUAGAUGGGUGCCCAGAGAUAGAAAAGAAAGAGAUUGCUGAUGGUAAGCCUGGAUUGACAGACGUGAGUGCUAGAUACGUGCCAACAGAAAGUGUGAACAGUUGAAAAUAGGUUGCCUGUGCUGGGUUGGCAGAUGAAGUUUAAUGCGGAAAAAUGUGAGGUGAUACACUUUUGGGGCAAGUAAUAUGGAAAGAUACUAUCAAAUAAAGGCUACUAUUCCAAAGAGUAUGCAGGAGCAGACACACCUAUUAUAUAUGGGGCACAAGUCAAUAAGGGUGACAGGAUAGGUAGAGAGCUGUUAAAGGGCAGCACAGUGGCAUAGUGGUUAGCACUGCUGCCUCACAGUUCCAGAGACCCGGGUUCAAUUCC
Chiloscyllium plagiosum (whitespotted bambooshark) is the source of this 3425-nucleotide messenger RNA. It is a transcript of the gene lyve1a, whose product is annotated as lymphatic vessel endothelial hyaluronic receptor 1a. Gene Ontology annotation, cellular component: plasma membrane. Gene Ontology annotation, molecular function: transmembrane signaling receptor activity; hyaluronic acid binding. Gene Ontology annotation, biological process: cell adhesion. Lineage: Eukaryota; Metazoa; Chordata; Chondrichthyes; Orectolobiformes; Hemiscylliidae. The record is from RefSeq and is a predicted model, not a curated record.